GACCCACCUCCUCAACUAAACCUUUAUGCUUCAACCUUUCCAACAAACGGAAACGCGCCUGCGGAAAACGAGCCGCACAAAGGCAGUUCCUUUUCCCCGAAGAGCUCAAGCUCACGUGGACAACGUACCGGCCUGCCACGCCAGUCAUCGAGCUCCCCUUGCAGAACGGCAUAAAACCACGGAACUCACGAGAGAGAGAAAAGCAUUUCCCAAUGAACAGUUGGGGUGCAAAUUCCCUGAUAAUCCCUCUAUUCCCCCUUCCACCGUCUUUUUAUCCCACGAGAUAUCUUUUAUCCUCAGUCCCUGGAGGGCCUCUCACCCGAUCUUCCUUCCUUCUAUCCCUUCAUCUUCCCCCCUGCACCCCAAGAAAUGGCCAGCUACCGCUACCGAUACGUAAUGCUCUUAUUCCUGCUAUUCCUCGCUAUCCCUGCUACCGUUGGGAAACGGAGCGACGCGAAAAUCUUACUCCAAACCAGGACUCGCCUAUCCGACCCAGCCGGCCGGCUCCGCGACUGGACCGCCUCCACCUCGCCCUGCAACUGGACCGGCGUCGCAUGCGACCCACGCUCCGGGGCGGUCGCUUCCGUCGACCUCUCCUUCUUCGACCUCGCCGGCGGGUUCCCUUCCGGGUUUUGCCGGAUCCCCACUCUCCGGCACCUCUCCCUCUCCUGGAACGAUCUCGGCGGCGGCCUCCCCGCGGCAGAAUUCGCCCUCUGCUCGGGCCUCGAAGUUCUUAAUCUAACAUACAAUUUCUUCGUCGGCGGCCUCCCCGAGUUCUCCGGCGAGUUCCCCCGCCUCCGUCUCCUCGACCUCUCCGGCAAUAACUUCUCCGGCAGUAUCCCGCCCAGCUUCGGGCGGUUUCCGGCGCUCCGGUUGCUGAGCCUUUACGGCAACCUGAUCUCCGGCCGGAUCCCCACCUUCUUGGCCAAUCUCACCGAGCUAACCGAGUUCAAGUUGGGCUACAAUCCCUUCCGCCCCGGAGCACUGCCGCCGGAUAUCGGAAACCUAACGAAGCUCGAGGUUCUCUGGCUCUCGUUAGCGAACCUCGCCGGAGAGAUCCCCGACUCGAUCGGCAACCUCGCCAAUCUCAGGACUCUUGACGUCUCAAACAAUGGGCUCGCCGGACGGAUACCAGUGAGCAUCGGACGGUUGAGGAGCGUCGAGAAGAUCGAACUGUGGCGGAACCAGCUGUCCGGCGAGCUGCCGGAGAGUUUGGGUAACCUGACCUCUCUGCUCGAGUUCGAUGCCUCGCAGAACAAUCUCACCGGUAAAUUGCCGGAGGGUCUCGCCGGUCUCCAUCUGACGUCGCUGGCGCUCAACGAUAACCGGAUGGAGGGCGAGAUUCCGGCGGUUCUUGCACAGAACCCCAGUCUCGUCGAGCUGAAGCUCUUCAACAACAGAUACUCCGGUGAGCUCCCGCCCGAACUAGGCCGGUAUUCCAAUCUGCAGCACUUUGAUGUGUCCGGGAACCAAUUAGCCGGAAAGCUGCCGCCAGAUUUGUGCAGUAGGGGAAUGCUGGAAACUCUCGUGGCCUUCGGUAAUCGGCUUUCCGGCGAGCUGCCGGAGAGCUAUGGCGAUUGCCGGACCCUCGACUACGUUCGGAUCCAAAACAACGAGCUCUCUGGCAAGGUUCCGGAUCUCUUUUGGAGCCUCCCUAAAAUAUAUCACCUCGAGCUUCGCGGGAACAAGCUCGAAGGAUCUCUGCCUCGAAACAUUUCCUGCGCCAAGAAUCUGACGCAGAUUAUAAUCUCCGGCAACAAAUUCUCCGGCCAGAUUCCGCAGGAGAUUUGCGCCCUCAUGGAGCUCCGGACCAUCAACGCGGGCAAUAAUCAAUUCUCCGGCGAUCUCCCUCUCUGCAUUGCCGAUCUCACCAAGCUCGAGGUGCUCGAUCUGCAGCAAAACAAUCUCUCCGGAGAGAUCCCGGCCGGCGGGUGGACGGAGCUGGCGGAUAUCAAUCUAUCCAUGAACCGAUUCUCCGGCGAGAUCCCAAGAUCUCUGGGGGAUCUCCCCGUCCUCACCUACCUCGAUCUCUCCGGCAACCAACUCUCAGGCGAGAUACCGCCGGAGCUGACCAACCUCAAGCUCAACCACCUCAAUCUCUCCGGCAACGACCUCUCCGGAAAAAUCCCCGACGGAUUCGACACCUCCUUCUUCCCUCCGAGCCUCGCCGGAAACCCCAACCUCUGCAGCUCGUCCGGCCUUAAACCCUUUCGUAAGUGCCCGCCGUCAAAACAGAAGGCCCUAAGGCGAGCUGCCGUCGCCGUCCUCCUAACUGCCGCCGUUGUCUUCCCCGCGACCGCGGUACUCCUCGCUACGGUCUGCUACCGGUUCAUUAGAACCGGGAAGAAGAAUCCCGGUCGGCUGUGGAAGCUGACGUCUUUCGCCCGGGUCGGGUUCGACGAGUCGGAGAUCUUCGAGUGCCUGACGGAGGAGAACUUGAUCGGGAGCGGUGGGUCGGGACGGGUCUACAAGGUGAGCCUGAAAUCCGGCCAGACCGUGGCGGUCAAAAGGCUCUGGACCGGACCGGAUGGGCCGAAUUCGGACCAGGAGUUCCGGGCCGAGGUGGAGACGCUGGGGAGGGUGCGGCACGCGAACAUCGUGAAGCUCUUGUUCUGCUGCUCCGCGGAGGAGUGCAGGGUGUUGGUGUUCGAGUACAUGGAGAACGGGAACCUCGCGGAGACGCUUCACGGGAACAAGAGAGAUCAACCGUUGGAUUGGGAACGGAGGGCGAAGAUCGCGCUGGGAGCGGCGAGGGGGUUGGCGUACUUGCACCACGACUGCGUGCCGGCGGUCAUACACCGGGACGUGAAGCCGAGUAAUAUACUGUUGGACGCGGAGUUCGAGGCGCACGUGGGUGAUUUCGGGCUAGCACGUGCGCUGGGGCGGGAGACGGAGGGCCACUGCGUGAUGUCCAACGUGGCCGGAUCAUGCGGCUACAUUGCUCCAGAAUAUGCAUACACUUUAAAGAUAAAUGAGAAAAGCGAUGUAUAUAGCUUUGGGGUAGUUUUGCUCGAGCUGGUUACUGGAAAAAGAGCGCUCGAUCCCUCCUUUGAAGAGCAAAAAGACAUCGUCCAGUGGGUGAUUGAUGCCAUGUCUCCAAAACGAGCUAUUGAAGUCAGUGAUAUGGACUAUGAGUUUCUGAUAGACCCUAGAUUACGGCCAUUCACUUCCUCUGAUUACAAAGAAAUGGUUCGGGUCUUGAACGUGGCACUUUCGUGCACUUCAGCCUUUCCCAUGAACCGUCCCUCCAUGAGAAGGGUUGUGGAAUUGCUCGGUGAUCGCAGGGAUAUGAAUUCGGUGGUGCAAGUUUAAUAACAAUAGGCAUAUGAGUACGGAUCUUACCGUCUUCUACUUCUUUCAGUAGCUCUUCCUGCUUUCAGUUCUUUGGCUUUUCCUUUAGUUUUCAUCACGCUUUGUUCUUUCCUGCUUCAAGUUCUUAUCCGCAUGCACGAAAACAGUUCUCUUUUUGAUGUACCAGAGUGAAAAUUGUUGCUCAUCAGAUGUGGUUCCAGUUGAGCAUAAUGAAGAACCAUGAAAAGACUUCGUUGGUCAUGUUGCAGGAUAAUAUAAUUUCUUGAAAAAGUGCAGGAUUUGAAGCAUGAUGUUUGGA
Messenger RNA from Phoenix dactylifera (date palm), 3610 nucleotides. It is a transcript of the gene HSL2, whose product is annotated as HAESA-like 2. NCBI's taxonomy places the organism in Eukaryota, Viridiplantae, Streptophyta, Magnoliopsida, Arecales, Arecaceae. The record is from RefSeq and is a predicted model, not a curated record. Gene Ontology annotation, molecular function: protein kinase activity; ATP binding; protein binding. Gene Ontology annotation, biological process: protein phosphorylation.